UACAAAAAUAGAGUCAUAUGCGGCCACUCAAAAUUGUCCCGAUUAUUCACUUAGACAUCUCAACUAGACGUACUACCUAUUGAACACCUCAACUAUCCAAAUUUGAACCGUAAAACCAUUUUUUUUCCUACAUGGCAAAUCGUUUGUGAUUCACGCAAAUGGAGCGCGUGAAUUUGUUUUUUUCUCAUUUUUUACACUGCCUACAUGGCAGCAACGUUAACAUUACACUUCAAUGUUAAAGUUGAAGUGAAAUCCCCAAUUCUCUUCCCCAAAAUCCUCUUCCCCAAUUUCUCUUCCCCAAAAUCCAUUUAGAACCCUAAAUCUCGAAUUCUCUCUUCUACUUCUAAAUCUCCAAGUUUCUCUCUUCUUCUCUAAAUCAAUUCUCUUUUAUCAAAUGUCGCAAAUUUCAGUAAAUAUCGAUGAAGUUGAUAUAUGCAAGUGUGGUUAUUAUUGUCGACUGAAAACUUCGAGGACUCCUUUGAACCCAGGUCGUCGAUUUUUUGGAUGCAAAUCAUCAAAGGAAAAUGGUGGAUGUGGAUAUUUUAGAUGGAUUGAUCCGUCGCUUGAAAAUGUUGAUGAAUCAUCCUCAAUGAAUAGACUCAUAGACGGUCAAAAUCCGAUUGAUCGACUAAAGAGAAAAGUGAAAGAGCUUGAAGAAGAAAAAGAUUCUUUGAAAUUUCAAUUGAAUGAAAGUGAAGUGAAAUUGAUGGUAUUGAACAAGAAGCUUAAGGAAGUUAAACUCCAAAGGGAUUGGGAAAAUGUCAAAUUUAAUCGAAUUGUGAUUGUUUUUCUUUGUCUACUAACUAUUAAAUGGUUCUUUAAUAUUUUGUAGUUGAUAGUAGUUCAGGAUUGUAAUACUUAAUUGUUUAGUUUUGCAGUAGUUAGGUAGUUAUUCUAGAUCAAUUAGUGAUGUUUUAAUUGGUAU
Solanum pennellii is the source of this 925-nucleotide messenger RNA. RefSeq lists its product as uncharacterized. The transcript has 2 exons. The record is from RefSeq and is a predicted model, not a curated record. Lineage: Eukaryota; Viridiplantae; Streptophyta; Magnoliopsida; Solanales; Solanaceae. The coding region runs from base 395 to 832 and encodes 145 amino acids. Gene Ontology annotation, molecular function: zinc ion binding.